AUGCCUGCCUGGGUGGUGAACAGCCUGAAACUGCUCUUUUCUGAGGUGCAAGCAGGUUGGUGCAGUGGGGGUGAUACAGAUGAUGAUGGGACUGCUUCAGCAUCUGGUACACCAAAAAGGCAGCGUGUUUGGAAUGAAAAGAACACCCUCAAGACAAAUAAAGGUGAUGCUCUUGCAAACCGUGUCCAGAACACCUUGGGAAACUAUGAUGAGAUGAAGGAUCUGCUAACUAACCAUUCCAAUCAGAGCCAUCUUGUAGGAAUCCCAAAGAAUUCUGUCCCACAGACGCCCAUUGACAAAAAUGAACAGAACUUUUUUUCAGAACAAAGAAACAGGAUGAUCCCAUCUCAUCAGAUCGGUGGCCACUCAUCAACAUCAAUGCCUCCACCUUCGUCGCUGUCAUCUAAUUCUGUUUUGCUACACAGUCACCAGAGCAGCAGGAAGUCGAGGACAGACUGGUCACGCAGUGGUCACAACUCUAGUGGUGCCCAGCCAAGCCAAUCCAGUAGUCAGCAAAGUCGGACAAAGCAUAGCUCUUCUCAUGACCAGCCACAGGGCAGGUAUGAAGAUCUCUAUAAUUGUCAGAGUGAGCAGCAUAAAAGUGGAGGAACUGAUGAACCAAAUUCUAUGGCAGCAUCUUCACAUUCAAGGCGGCAUACUCAUUCAAAGUCAGCAGCUGGAGAACAUACUUACAAAGAAAACAGUCAUUCAAAAUCACCCACGGAGCUUGAGUUUGUAGGUCAUGGUCCUGGAUCUCCACUUCCUUCCACAUCUUUGUUGUCUGCAAACAAUGGUCUUUCAAGCCAGAAUUUCCCACCAGGACUUCACUGUAAAAGCAGCAUGGUCCAGCAAAAGCCUACGGCGUAUGUUAGGCCAAUGGAUGGUCAGGACCAGGUACCCAAUGAUUCACCUGAACUGAAACCUCCCGUAGAAAUUGAGAAUGGAUAUGGAAAUCAGUCCUUUGGAACACUGUUGGAAGGAAAAGUAAACACACCUAGUUCAAAGAACAAAGUACCAAAGCUUAAUAUUCCUCCUAUUGGUGAAGCAGCAACAAAGACUGAUGUGUUUUGCAGUAGAGCUUGGAAUAAUUUUCUGGGAACUGCAUCUGAAAACAGUAAAAGGCCUAUUUAUAUCAAAUGGAAGGCGAGGGUUGCUUGCAGAUGGUGUUUUAUUAGAAAAUAUAUUUGUUAAUAAACAUAGCUUUGUACAAGAUUACAGAUGUUUCUGUUUAUUUUUACCUUAGGUUAAAAUUCUGCUGAUGUAGAUGGCUUCGUAGUCUGUUGUGAUUUGUCACUAGCAUUGUUUGGCAAGUAAAUAAUUGCAUGCAAAGGAAAUAAUGAUGUUGUAAAAGCAAAUACAUUUAUUCACUUUUGCCAUCUAUUAGCACUGUGAGUCAAUAGACGUACUUUCAAGUGCAGCAUUAAUAUGGAGUAUUUUUGGGAAUAGAAUGUGACUUUUGCAACUUGUAUCAGCUAUUAA
Meleagris gallopavo (turkey) is the source of this 1479-nucleotide messenger RNA. Lineage: Eukaryota; Metazoa; Chordata; Aves; Galliformes; Phasianidae. The record is from RefSeq and is a predicted model, not a curated record.